Messenger RNA from Anopheles coustani, 1222 nucleotides. It is a transcript of the gene Ada, whose product is annotated as adenosine deaminase-like protein. Gene Ontology annotation, molecular function: adenosine deaminase activity. The record is from RefSeq and is a predicted model, not a curated record. NCBI's taxonomy places the organism in Eukaryota, Metazoa, Arthropoda, Insecta, Diptera, Culicidae. Gene Ontology annotation, biological process: inosine biosynthetic process; adenosine catabolic process. Bases 45 to 1067 code for a protein of 340 amino acids. The transcript is spliced from 6 exons.
UCGCUUCAGUUCCUUCUCCGUGUUUACUGCGUGACCUUCGGAAGAUGGAUUUUUACCGGAAACUGCCUAAAAUAGAGUUACAUGCCCAUCUGAAUGGAUCUCUGAGUAAUGCAACUUUGACCGAACUGCGCGAGCUCAAAUAUGGAAAGGAUGUGCAACCCGGCACCGACGACGGGUUCUACAAGAUCCUGAACGGGGAAACUCUUUCCCUGGAGGAAUGCUUUAAAAAGUUUCAUUACGCGCAUGAUUUGACCGAUCGCCAGGAGACAUUGGCGAAGGCAACCGAGCGAGUAAUCGACGAGUUCGCCAAGGACAAUGUGAUCUAUUUGGAAUUAAGGACUACCCCGAAAGCGACAGGCCAUAUGUCGAAGCGUGAAUAUCUUUCGACGGUGUUGGAUGUAAUGCGAAAUUCAGUGGAACUUUAUCCGCAAAUGAUUGUGAAAUUGUUACCAUCCAUCGACCGUUCAAAAGGCAUCAUCGAAGCAGAUGAAAGCGUUGAGUUGGCGAUCGAGCUGAAUGCGUUCUAUCCGGGAUUGAUGGCUGGUUUCGAUCUGAGUGGUAAUCCGUUCGGUACCAAGUUUGCGGAGUUUGUACCACCGCUGCAGAAGGCGCGCAAGCAUGGUUUCCGCAUGGCAUUGCACUGCGGCGAGUUCGAGGAUGCACAGGAGGUGAAGGAAAUGCUCGACUUCGGUGUGGAUCGUAUCGGCCAUGGUACAUUUAUCGAGGGCGAUCAUUUGGAGUUUGCUAGGAAAAAUAAUAUACCGUUCGAGUGUUGUCUUACGAGCAACGUGAAAUGCAAAACAGUGCCAUCGUAUGAGGAGCAUCACUUCUACAAGUUAAUGAAAAUGAAACAACCGGUAUGCGUAUGCACCGACGACUUUGGUGUAUUUGAAACGAGCCUUUCGCAAGAAUUAGAAAUAUGUGCCAAAACUUUUAACCUUUCCAAUGAAGAAAUUUUCGAACUACAGCUCAAAACGGUCGAGUACACGUUUGCCAGCGAUCAAGAGAAAAAUAAGAUGCGUGAAGUGCUUAAACAAUUCAAAGAAUCGUCGAAGAACAAUGGAUAAUGUAUAAGAAAUGUAUUGCCAUGCAAAUUGUCAAAUGCAUUUCUUAAAGAAUUUUAAAAGCACUGAAAAUUGAAAAGAAUCAUCAUCUGUGCUGUUCGCUCCGAUUCAGUUCCAGUUUAAAUAAAUCCAAUUUCCCAUCUCUAUGGUAAAUGUCA